This is a messenger RNA of Cavenderia fasciculata, 1197 nucleotides long. RefSeq names its product TPR repeat-containing protein (gene sugt1). The transcript is spliced from 5 exons. Gene Ontology annotation, biological process: protein stabilization. The coding region runs from base 1 to 1197 and encodes 398 amino acids. The record is from RefSeq and is a predicted model, not a curated record. Gene Ontology annotation, molecular function: protein-folding chaperone binding. NCBI's taxonomy places the organism in Eukaryota, Evosea, Eumycetozoa, Acytosteliales, Cavenderiaceae.
AUGCACUUCGCUUCUUCUAAAUUGCCACUUUCACUUUUAAUUUCAUUAGUUAUAAAUAUAGAGAUACAUAGAGUUAUGGAAGAUAUAAAUAAAGGAAAUUCAUUCUUUGUAGAUGAAGAAUAUGACAAGGCAUUAGAAUGUUAUGAUAGAGCAUGCAAGACUGACCCACAAUCCUACGAAGCUCAUUUCAAGAGAUCUCAAUGUCACCACAACCUCAACUCUUUCAAUGACGCUAUUGCCGAUGUAAAUACAUGUAUAAAAAUAGACCCAAACAAUCCAAAAGCCUAUCUCAAGAAGGGACAAUAUUUGUUUGAACUUGAAGAAUAUGAAUCUGCUUUAGCUUCAUUUGAAAAGGGACAAUCAUUAGAUGCAGAGAAUAGUCAAUUCAAGACUUGGGUUAGAAAGACUAAAGCUGAAUUGGGUCAAUCUGCUACUCCAACACCAGCAGCCGUACCAACCCCAGCACCAGUUGCUGUUGCUCCAGUUGCAGCUAAACCAGAACAACCAAAGCUCCCACUUCCAUCUGUUGGUACAAAGGUUAGACAUGAAUGGUUUGAUACCGCUACAAACGUUACUGUUACCAUCUUUGCUAAAUUUGUAACUGCAUCAAACUCUAAAAUAGAAAUUAAAGAUAAAUCUUUAUCAGUAUCAUUCUUGAUGGCAACUGGAAGUGAAUAUUUAUUUGAAUGUGAUUUGUUUGAUCCAAUCAUUGUAGCUGAAAGCACAGUCAAAUAUUCAUCGAUGAAGGUUGAAAUCUUGUUAAAGAAAUCUCGUGCCAUCAAAUGGGAUGAUCUCGAGUAUACUGGUGCAACUACAGUAAGCGAAAUUGAUCAAUCAACUGCAACCAACACCACCGCUUCUACUACCACUGGACAAGCACCAUCUGUAGUGUCACCCUAUGCAAGCAAAAAGAAUUGGGAUGAUAUCGAUGCAGAGGACAAGGAAGGUGAUCCACUCAACCGUGUCUUCCAAGACAUCUUUUCACGUGGCUCUGAAGAACAAAGACGUGCCAUGAUGAAGUCAUUUGUCGAAUCUGGUGGCACCGUCCUCUCUACCAAUUGGGAAGACGUUGGCCAGAAAAAGGUCAAAGGUGCUCCACCAAAAGGUAUGGAAAUGAGAGGUUGGGGUAAUGGUGAAAUUGUUAAAGAUCUUAAAAAGGAAGAUGAAGAUUGUUCAUUUCAGACACCAUUUUAUUAA